This is a messenger RNA of Mya arenaria, 1234 nucleotides long. RefSeq names its product receptor-type tyrosine-protein phosphatase kappa-like. The transcript is spliced from 12 exons. Gene Ontology annotation, biological process: protein dephosphorylation. NCBI's taxonomy places the organism in Eukaryota, Metazoa, Mollusca, Bivalvia, Myida, Myidae. Gene Ontology annotation, molecular function: protein tyrosine phosphatase activity. The coding region runs from base 278 to 1234 and encodes 318 amino acids. The record is from RefSeq and is a predicted model, not a curated record.
CGAGAGUUUACCACCGUCUGGUAGGCAACGGACGCCUUUCUUGACAGAAGAUAAUCUUGAAAUUGACGAAGAUGAUAUUUUCGCAAAUGAAAUUGCAAAACUUUUUGUGGAAAGAUGUUGUGUUUUUUAUAACAACGCUAGAGAAGUUAGCAAACUGAAUGUUUCCGAUCUACCAGAACAUGUACAUAAUAUUUCUUUAAAGGAACUGGAAGAAGAAGUUCAGAAAAUUCCAUACGGUCUUGUGAAAGCCUUUGAAGUUUCUCAAACAAAGCUAAACAUGCACAAAAAUAGGUACAGAGGAAUCUACCCGUAUGAUGAUGCGAGAGUUUUAAUGCGCGGCGGAGAAACAGACUACAUUAAUGCAAGCUAUAUAGACAACGCCAAAUGCGAGCAAUAUUGGCCUCAUCAUAAUCAACGUAUACUAUACGGCGAUAUAGAAGUUGUGUGCAAGGUUGACAAAUUGUACGCAGACUUCAUUUGGAGACAUUUUACACUUUCGAAGAAUUCCGAAGAAAGAAUUCUCCAUCAUCUUCAGUUCACAAGCUGGCCAGCCAAAGACGUCCCUGAUAAUGUUACAGCAUUAAUAGAGUUAAGACAGAGGGUGAACGACUUGCCUAGUAGCUUUAACGGACCAGUGAUUGUGCAUUGCAGUGCUGGUGUAGGUAGAACGGGAAUCUACAUAGCUCUGGAUAUUCUGACUAACGAGGGUGAGGCAGAAGGAGCAAUAGAUAUCCCGGGGUGUGUUUUCAACAUGCGACAGAACAGACCCAACAUGAUUCAGACUUUGAAACUGCAAUUGAACCAAGAGCAAAAGUCGGAUAAGGAACUACAGGCUAUGGAAAGAAAUCGGCUUCUGACAAUCAAAAACAGGAAACUCGCGGAUAUACCAGGUGAUUUAUAUAGACCACGUCUGUACCUGUUUUUGAAACCAGGCGAAUCUGAUUACAUCAAUGCAAUAUACAUCAACAGUUUUAAAACGAAAAAUCGCUUCUUGGUUGCGCAAACACCUCUGCCUGACACCGUUUCUGAUUUUAUCACACUUGCUGUUCAAGAAAACUGUUCAUGUAUCGUUAGUAUGGAGGCAUACUUGGAAAAGCAUGAGGGGAUUGGCUUGUACUUUCCUUGUGACAAUCAAACAAUGAAGAAGGGUAUGGUUUCCGUACGAUCCUCCACAGCUCAAAGAGCAGUUUUACUUCUGCCACGAGUGUGUUCUCCAUUCAUUGAACUCAACUGA